Molecule: messenger RNA, 1305 nt
Organism: Penicillium coprophilum
Lineage: Eukaryota; Fungi; Ascomycota; Eurotiomycetes; Eurotiales; Aspergillaceae
Product: putative MFS monocarboxylate transporter
Exons: 2
Coding region: 1-1305 (434 amino acids)
Biological process (GO): transmembrane transport
Cellular component (GO): fungal-type vacuole membrane
Molecular function (GO): transmembrane transporter activity
Source: RefSeq, a predicted model, not a curated record
AUGCACCGAUCUAACCGGUCAACCACCUACGAACCUAGUGAGAACAGGGCAGAGUUUGAUGCUGUUCUUGAGGACCCUGCCGAUGGAGUCAGCUGGGCCUUUCCAGAAGGUGGCCGAGAUGCAUGGGGUUGUUUGCUGGGAUCAUGUCUCAUGAUGUUUCCCUCAUUUGGCUUUCAGACUGCAGUUGGAUCUGUCCAGGAUUAUAUCAGCACCCACCAGUUGGCCGAGUAUGGAGAAAGAGAUGUCGGCUGGAUCACUGCGGUGCUUGUAUUCUUGACCUUGUUCCUCGGGGUCCAGGUUGGACCGCUAUUUGAUCGAUAUGGACCCAAAGUAUUGUUGAUUAGUGGAUCACUUGGGAGUUUCGCUUCCUACAUACUGCUCGCAGAGUGCACGAGGUAUUGGCACUUUAUGCUCUGCCUGGGUGUUCUUGGUGGCAUAUCGGCAGCAAUUGUCACGACAGUCUCCAUUGCGGUUCUCAGUCACUGGUUUAAUCGAAGACGCGCCCUUGCUUCUGGAAUUUGUAUGGGAGGAUCAUCUGCGGGUGGUGCCGUGAUUCCCUUGAUGCUACGAACUUUGUUUGAAAAAAACGGAUGGAAGUGGGCUAUACGGAUCGUAGCCUUUAUGGCUUUAGGGUGCUACAUGGUGGGAGUCCUACUCGUUAAAGGACGUCUACCCACUGGCAGCAAGAGCAGAGUGACAAUUGACCUUGCAGCUUUCAAGUCACCCCGUCUAUGUUUUCUUGCGGUGGCAGUCUUUUGUUUCGAGUUCAUAAUCUUUGGAUGUGCUGCACUUCUUCCAUCCUAUGUCCGUUACAGCGGUUUCUCCGUGGAUGUGCAAUUCUAUUCCCUCACUGUCUUGAAUAGCAUGAGCCUUCUCGGGAGAGUCCUCCCUGGCUUUGCUGCCAAUUUAUUUGGCCGAUUCAAUAUCUUGUUAUCCUUGGUUCUGAUAACCAUCAUAAUCAUGGCAGGUGUGUGGCUGCCAUAUGGGUCUCAUGAUGAAGGCACCCUUUACGCGGAAGUGGCGAUCUUUGGAUUUGGUUCUGGUGGGUGGCUCUCGCUUGCUCCAGUUUGUGCAGGCCAGCUAUGUGACACGAAAGAUUAUGGUCGAUUCUACGGCACCGUUUACUGCGUGGCUUCUUUUGGGGUCUUGCUCACUGUGCCUAUUGGAGGCCAGUUGCUGCAGUCGACCACACCACAGGUUCUCAUCGGGUUUUACUCUGCCAUGAUGCUCGUUGGACUUCUCAGCGUCAUAUUGUCUCGAUGGGCUCUUUUGGACUGGAGCUGGAAGUGGAAAGCCAAGGUAUAG